This is a messenger RNA of Nicotiana tabacum (common tobacco), 2656 nucleotides long. RefSeq lists its product as uncharacterized. The record is from RefSeq and is a predicted model, not a curated record. NCBI's taxonomy places the organism in Eukaryota, Viridiplantae, Streptophyta, Magnoliopsida, Solanales, Solanaceae.
CACACCCCAUGCUGCUUACUAAUUAUAUACUGACAAAUAAAGAACGAGCCUCCCCUGAAUUAGCAGCAUAUAAUUAGUUCAGAAAGAGCCCCAACUGGCAUCAGGAUAUUCUUGCCACCCCCACCUUCUACUUCACAUUAAUCCUCCAUAUUGUCCAACAAUUUUAACUUUUUGCGCAGGUCCUCUCGGGGUCUUUUUCAACUUCCACUUUCUUUUUUUAAGAAUCACCUGAAUUUGCAGCAUAUUAGUGCAGAAAGAGCGGCAGACAAGAGAAAAAUCUUGCUACUUCACAUUAUUCUUCCAUAUUGUCCAUAAAAUUUCCACUUUCCACUUUCUUCAUCUGAGCUCACGCUUUAGGUGCUAGCCUCAUCCUCUUCCCCUUCAAAAUUCCCUUAUAAUUCAACCCAAAUAUUUAUUUAUUAAAACAGGAACUUCGUUUUUAAGUAUCACCGACUAGUCACUACACCAUUUAAGAAAAGUCAAUACAUUUCUCCAUCUGCAGCCACUCUCUCUCUUUCAGCUGGCCAAUAGGGGUGGGGUUCGCGUGCUAUAUUUGUACUUCACCUAGCCUUGUAACCAAAAAUUCAAAUGCCGUUUUAGGUUGGUAUACACUAAUAAAGUCUUGUGGUUUGCUUUCAAAGUUGGAAAAAGGUGAAGUUUGUGUUUUUGAUAAUUAAUACUGAAGAAAAUUUUGGCAGCUAGAUAUUUCCAUAUUUAGGUGGACAAGUGUAUAGCGGUGCAUGCAACAACUUGCAUCUUUAUGUUGACAAGUGUUAAGCUUUACUGCAGUUGAGCUGAGAAAGAAGGAAAGUUAGGGCUUCGUAGACAUUUCACAGAAAUUAUCUGCUAGCUGUUCAUUAAUGGCGUCCAAGACAACGGUGAGAUCUUCAGUAACAAUCUUCAUCUCUAUUCUACUCUUCAUCGGCGUUAUCGUCUCCAUGCGAUUGCUGCACUCUUCCUUUGAAAUUACCAUUGCAGGAUAUUCUCCAGGAAAGUCAAUAUUAACCCCCAUAGCAUGCCACAAUCCCACUGAUACAACCACAGCUAACUCAAAAGAGCCCCAAAAGAAACUGGAACUCGUAACAUUUCACAAUCACACUGAUGCAACACCAGCAGUCUCAAAGCCGCCCCAAAAGAAACUGGAAGUCCAACUAAAUUGUACACUUGGAAACCUCACAAGGACUUGCCCAGCUUCUUACUACCCGUCAAAAUUCACGGAUCAAAACCAAGCCACUUCAUUAACUCCUCCAUCUACCUGUCCAGAUUACUUCCGCUGGAUCUACGAUGACUUAUGGCCUUGGAGAGAAACAGGAAUCACCGAAGAAAUGGUGAUGCGAGCCAGAAGGACGGCAAAUUUUCGGUUGGUGAUAGUGAAAGGAAGAGCAUAUGUUGAGACAUAUAGGAAGUCAUUUCAAAGCAGAGACCAAUUCACAUUGUGGGGUAUUUUACAAAUGUUACGUAGGUACCCUGGUAAAGUUCCUGAUUUGGACCUGAUGUUCGACUGUGUCGACUGGCCAGUCAUUCAUACUGAAUUCUACCGACGCCCUAAUGCGCCUCCUCCUCCACCUCUGUUCCGAUACUGUGGGAACAAUACCAGUUUGGAUAUUGUUUUUCCAGAUUGGUCAUUCUGGGGAUGGCCAGAGAUUAAUAUAAAGCCUUGGGAAACUUUGUCGAAGGAUUUAAGAAAAGGGAAUGAGAAGGUGAAAUGGACCGACAGGGAACGGUAUGCCUAUUGGAAGGGCAAUCCUGUUGUUGCUGAAACCAGGAUGGCUCUGCUCAAGUGCAAUGUUUCAGAAAAGCAGGACUGGAAUGCACGCGUAUAUGCUCAGGAUUGGAUUCAAGAACAGAAGCAAGGUUACAAGCAAUCAGACUUAGCUAGUCAGUGCAUCCACAGAUACAAGAUUUAUAUAGAAGGAUCUGCAUGGUCCGUGAGUGAAAAAUACAUUCUGGCCUGUGAUUCUGUUACGUUACUUGUAGAACCCCACUACUACGAUUUCUACACCAGAGGUUUGAUGCCGCUGAAACAUUACUGGCCCGUAAAAGACAAUGACAAAUGCCGAUCUAUCAAGCAUGCUGUUGACUGGGGCAAUACUCACCAACAAGAGGCACAGGACAUUGGUAAGGCAGCAAGCAAUUUCAUUCAAGAACAGCUCAAAAUGGAUUAUGUGUAUGACUACAUGUUCCAUCUAUUAAGCGAGUACGCAAAGCUCUUGAAAUACAAGCCUAUUGUACCACGAAAUGCAGUAGAGCUUUGUUCAGAAGCAAUGGCAUGCGCAGCUGAAGGAGUGACAAGGAAGUUCAUGUUAGAAUCUCUCGUUGAAGGCCCCUCGGAUGCAAUACCGUGCACCAUGCCACCUCCCUUUGGUCCUGCAGGUCUUCACUGUAUUCUUGAUAGAAAAGAAAAUUCAAUAAAACAAGUUGAAUCGUGGGAACAACAAUACUGGAAGAAAGAAAGCAAACAACAGUGAAGAGUUUAGGUUUUCUUACUCAUAGCUUACAGGGUAUAUUUUGUUAAUAAGAGUUUUUUGUAUUAAUCAUCUAACACAAUGAAGGAGCACGAACGAUAAAUCCUGGUGUUGGGAGAGUAUAUGUGUAGGAGAAGACAAUUCAGCUACAGCCUUUUCCUUUUUUAGAUAUUAAUAUAAUUUGCAGUUCA